CCCGCACCUGCCGUCCCGACGACCACCUCGCUGCCCACACGCAGCGUCGCCCCGUCCUCGCUGCCGCGUCCGGCUCGCCACGUUCUACCCUCGCGCUCGCAUCUUACCCACAUCGCUACCCCAUACCACGGCUCCGGCUCUCGCCCUCGCACGCGUCGCGCUCAGUCGCACCACCACCCGCCAAGCACCCUCGACGACGACGCGCCCUCCACCAUGGCACACUCUCGGCCAUCUGCCACGUCCGGCAUGACCGGCACGCACUCGUCCGUCUUCACGGCGCUGAACGCGGCCACGUCGCGUCGGGCGCCACCUUCGCCGGCGCGCUUCGCCGACGCCGGCACGAGCCAGCCGCAGCUGCAGCCGCAGCCGCAGCAUCAGCACGGCGAGAGCCAGGGCGAGACGCAGCGCUCCGACGAGAGCUUCAGCGCAUACCUCUACACCGACUCGUCGACGCCGCCGUCGGGCUCGUCGCCCAACUCGCAGUCCGCGCCGCUGCCGCCGGGCGACGCGUCGCGCGGCGGCCCGCCCGGCACGCCUCGCAGCGCCGCCGCCCAUGCGACGACGGAGCGCGAUGUCGUGGUGCAUGCUUCGCAGCAGGCGGUCGGCUCACACGACGCCGUGGCAUCGCGUCGUGGCGCGGCAAGGGCCGAGGGCCGCCGGACGAAGAUCAUCGCGGCGCCGCGCCAAGAGUCGCCCGAGCCGCAGUUGGCCGCCAUCCGUCGUGGCGUGUCGGGCGACCUUCCGGCGCUCUACGACGGGCCUGCCGACUCGCAGUCUGCCUCGCAGCCGCUGUUGCCCGUGAGCAGCAUGGCCUCGACGCGUGCCGACGCGUCUCGCGGCGGCGAGUACAGCAGCGACUCUUCGACGCGCCCCUACACCAGUCCGUCGCCGACGCCCAUCGUCAUGUCGCAGCCGUUCCUGCUGCAGAGCCAGAGCCAAACGCAGGACAUGUCGCGCGAAGUCGGCCACGCUUGGACGUCCAGCGCCGAGGCGGAGGAGUCGGCCGACGAGGACGUGCUGCUCGACUCGGACGCCGAGGCUCCGAGCUCGCAGCCGCCGGCAGCUCGCGCUGACGCGCCUCGCCGCCACGCAUCGCCUACUUCGCCGUCGCGACGGUUGAUGAAGGGCGCUGUCGCUGCUGCCUCUCUCGGUUCCGAGGGCACAGACGAGUCGCACGCGCCGGCCAAGCGCCCCUCGCUGGACGCCGUCAUUGAGCGCCAGCAACAGCCGUCGUCCGAGGCACAGGCGCCAGCACGUGCGCUCAAGGCGGAGCCGUCGUCUGCAGGCGCCGAGGUCGAUGCCGACAGCGCAGACGAGACGAAGCCUGGUGAUGGCAACACUGGCCGUCGCCGCCGCCGCACCCGCAAGGAGGAGGUUGAGCGGCUCACUGCCGUCUUCACCGAGACGCCAUUUCCGGACAACCUCCGGCGGCAGGAGCUCGCCGUCGAGCUCAACAUGACCUUCCGCGCCGUGUCCAUCUGGUUCCAGAACCGCCGGCAGACGAUGAAGAAGCGUGCCGCUCGCUACGGCGCAUCAUCCGACGCCCUUGACCAGCUCUCUUCCGCAUCUGCACCGCAGACGUCCGACGGUGCCGCAGAGAAGCCGUCGUAUCAACGUGCUGUCCUGCAGCCCCGGCCCAGCCUCGAGGCGGCUGUCGCAGCUACGGCAUUGCAAGCACCAGUCUCCUCGAGCAGAUCACCGAGCACCGAGACGCCCGAUGUCCGGACCGCACGGCACGUGUCUCUUCUGCAGGCCAUCGGAGCUCCUCCGGCGGCGAUCCUCGUCGACGAGGACAAGGAGAAUCAGAUCCCUGCCUUCGCAGCGGACCGUCGGCCAUCAGUACCCUCAAGCUCUGCCACUCGGUCGCUGCUCCGUGUCGCGUCCGCUCCGGCGCUGCCGCGUGCGCCGCUCAAGGAUCUCAACGAGCUCGUCUCUGGCCGGCAUCAGCUCCCUGCAAGGACGGACGCGGACUGCGUGAACGAAGAGCAGUUCGAUGCUGCGGCGCCGCGUCGCACCCUCUCGCGCAAGCCGAGCAUGAGCGACGUGCUUGACCCGCCACAGAAGCGUGCCGGUCUCGGCUCGCGGUCCGUGUCCUUGCAGACCUCGAUUGGCGGCCGAGCCACCAAUGAAGAUACCGCAAUGGAGUCGCUCGACGCCAAGCUCCCGCCAGCGCUCGCCGCGACUCUCCGCGCACAGGGCAUUCUGCCGCCGCUUGUGCAGAAGACGGCCGAGAGCGACAUCUGGCGUAGGAUGCAGAGCUCGAGCGCCAGCUCCGAAGACACUCGCGAGGCCGAGCGCAACGCUCUGGAAGAGGAAGGCGUCGAGGAGGACGAGGAGCGCACGCUGCGUCUCGUCGCCAACCGUCGCGCCGCCAAGCAGCAGGCACGCUCGGGCGGCCAGCCCAACGCCAGGGCUGCCUUCCCUCACGGACGCACGCUGGCACCGGUCCGCGCCGAUCGAGUCACGGCUGCACCUCGCCUGUCGCAGGACGCACCGGCAGCGUCUUUCGCACGUCCGAGCAAGCAUGCUGCGCAAGCACAGCUUGGCCGUGGGCCUGCUCCGCAAAGAGCAGCCGGCGCGCGCCACGCGCACUACCGCGUGCCCAGCCUCGACAUGGCUGCUGGCUUUGACCGGGCAGACAAGCCGGUGUGGCCGACGCUCGCUGCGCAAGCCGAUGCCGGCGCCAGAAUGCGCCCGGCUCCUCGAGGCUCGAAGCGCUCGGCAAACGCAGCGCUUGGGCCUGUGCCAACUGUCGACGAGAACGCUCCGCCGACGUACUACGUGCCACGCAAGCGCAGCCGCUUUGCGAUGGACUACGCCUGGGAGGACAUUGAGCCGCAGAUCAACGACCACGAGGCCAGCGUGGGCCGCGAGCUGAACGGCAGCGCGACGCCAUUAUCUCAGCAGGAGAUCCCAGCCAAGGCCAAGACGGCGGGCGUCGGGCGCAAGUGGCCUUCCGCAGCAGAGGCAGCCGAUGCGAACGGUGCACUGGGCGACAUCAGCAACGCUGAUGCUGCCACGCGCACGCCGCUCGGAGGUUCACGCGCCAACGGCUCGCCGCACUUUGGCUCGCUCUUCUCACGCGUCGACCUCUCGCUGCCGCGGCUGCCUGGCCUCACUCGCGUGCACACGGGACCGUCGCCCACGUCGCAGCUGGCGCCGCUGCAGGGCUCGCAUGCGCUGCUCGACGGCCGUGCAGCACUCGCUGCCGCAGCGCCGCCGCUGCCCUCUCGGCGAGCCGGCAGCAUGGCGCACCCGAGCUACUCGGCAGACUACGCGUCCAGCGCGCCUCGUCUGGGCAUGCGCCGCGUGCCGCAUCGCUUCGAGGCCUCCUCGACGCGCGACCCGCUCGGCACCGCCUCGCCUCUCACGUCGCCCGAGCGGCCCGACGAGGUGCGGCGACCGAGCCUCGGCCGCAUCCAUGCGUGGAGCGAGCAGGGCGAGCUGCCGGCGCUCGCGCCGCGCUCAUACCCCAAGGCUGCCCCAGGCGCCUUCGAGAGCGCUGCAGCGCGCAGCGCCAACGCCGCUGCCAACAGCAAGCUUGACCAGCACGACGACAGCGGCUUCUUCGGCAGCGACGACGAGAACUCGCGCGCCUCGACGCGCUUCAACUCCGUGUCGCCGCGCAAGGGCGGCCGCGAGCAGGACCAGCAGGCCGCACGCCUGCUGCUCGGCCUUGCGGGCCACGAGUGAAGGGAAGCAGCAGUUGCCACCAGCAUGGCUCUCGUCCUGCUACCCUUGCCCUCACUCUAAUCGCGCACACGCUGCAUGCGCACUCGGCACCACACCUCGCCUGCACGCAGCUGAGCUGGGACCUGAAUUGAUUGUUCUUAACAC
This is a messenger RNA of Tilletiopsis washingtonensis, 3837 nucleotides long. RefSeq lists its product as hypothetical. Bases 214 to 3693 code for a protein of 1159 amino acids. Gene Ontology annotation, biological process: regulation of DNA-templated transcription. The record is from RefSeq and is a predicted model, not a curated record. Lineage: Eukaryota; Fungi; Basidiomycota; Exobasidiomycetes; Entylomatales. The transcript is spliced from 3 exons. Gene Ontology annotation, molecular function: DNA binding; DNA-binding transcription factor activity, RNA polymerase II-specific.